Messenger RNA from Penaeus indicus, 856 nucleotides. RefSeq names its product AN1-type zinc finger protein 2A-like. NCBI's taxonomy places the organism in Eukaryota, Metazoa, Arthropoda, Malacostraca, Decapoda, Penaeidae. The coding region runs from base 140 to 856 and encodes 238 amino acids. Gene Ontology annotation, biological process: protein targeting to ER; proteasome-mediated ubiquitin-dependent protein catabolic process. The transcript has 6 exons. The record is from RefSeq and is a predicted model, not a curated record. Gene Ontology annotation, molecular function: zinc ion binding. Gene Ontology annotation, cellular component: endoplasmic reticulum; cytoplasm.
GGAAGAACGUUGUUAUCAUAUUCCCUCAACAACCUUAAUAUCUUAUUUUCGUGCUUUAUACGUGAUUUUUUUAUUUUAAAGAUAGUGUCGUUCGUUUCUAGUUACUUGUGAAAUAACCCAUAAAGUUGAAAAAAAAAAGAUGGAAUUGCCACAUAUAGGAACUAACUGUGCGGAACCAACCUGUAGGCAGCUUGAUUUCCUCCCAUUUACAUGCAAUAUGUGUAAAAAGGAAUUCUGCGUGGACCACCAUAAAUACGAAGACCACAGCUGUCCCGAGAGCUACAAGGCCGACGUUCGAAUCCCAGUAUGUCCCCUGUGCAACCAACCGGUCCCCAGUAAGAGGGGCGAAGCUCCUGACCUUGCCGUCAAUGAUCACUUGGAAAAUAAUUGUAAAAAUAAAAACAAGAAGAUUUAUACCAACAAAUGCUCGGCAAAUGGUUGCAAAACGAAGGAGAUGGUUCCUGUUUCCUGCAAUGCCUGUGGCCUUAACUACUGUUUGCGGCACAGGCAUACUACUGACCACGACUGCAAGGGGCCUGCAACGUCACGAGAUAAAGCUGCUAAAGCUGCCAUGUCCCGCAGCGGCACCAGCAGAGGGCAGAGCAACGGCAGUGUCUCCCGCGGCCUCAGCAGCCUAGCGGACGCAAGUGCCCAAGGCAUCAGGCGGUACUUCUCCCCUUCCCCCCCCUCCGCCGGACCCAGGCCGACCGGGCACUCACAGCAGCACCAGAGGCAGCCGGUCCGGACGCCUCCCAGCCUGGCGUCGCUGCAGGGUGCAAUGCUCAGAAUUCUCCUUGAGGUGUUACGGGCACAUGUGUUGCCGACACCAGAGUUGUCAACACCAGGUUUAUCUUAA